AUGGCCACGCGAAAGCAGCCGUCGCAGGGCGCGACGCCGGACGCUGCCGCUGCCCAGCCUCGGAGGCCCCGCGUCCUGGUCGCCGCCUCCGGCAGCGUGGCGGCGAUCAAGUUCGAGAUCCUCUGCCGGAGCCUCGCCGAGUGGGCCGACGUCCGGGCGGUGGCGACGGCCUCGUCCCUACACUUCAUCGACAGGGAGUCGUUCCCAAGCGGCGUCGCCUUCCUCACCGACGCCGACGAGUGGUCCGCCUGGGGGAGGAUCGGCGACGAGGUCCUGCACAUCGAGCUGCGCAAGUGGGCCGACGCCAUGCUCAUCGCGCCGCUCUCGGCAAACACCCUGGCCAAGGUAGGUACUGUAAUACCGUGGACACACCUGCGGCGUUCUGUGCUGUUCUGUUUUGAUUUUUUUUUUCUCUCGAUCUGCCGCGCUCAGAUCGCCGGCGGGCAGUGCGACAACCUCCUGACGUGCGUGGUGCGCGCGUGGGACUACAGCAAGCCCAUCUACGUCGCGCCGGCCAUGAACACCUUCAUGUGGGACAACCCCUUCACCAGGCGCCACCUCGACGCUGUCGCCGGCCUCGGCGUCUCCCUCAUCCCUCCGGUGACCAAGCGGCUCGCCUGCGGGGACUACGGCAACGGCGCCAUGGCAGAGCCCACCGAGAUCUGCAGGACCCUCACGCUCUUCUUCGGUUCACAAGAGCCACUCUGA
Molecule: messenger RNA, 708 nt
Organism: Triticum turgidum subsp. durum (durum wheat)
Lineage: Eukaryota; Viridiplantae; Streptophyta; Magnoliopsida; Poales; Poaceae
Source: the annotation of a GenBank genome assembly